AUGCAACGCCAAAAAGUGGAAGUCGGUGCCAGUGGGUGUCCCGCUGAGGCCGUCAAGCGACGUGAUAGUGUGAACCCGGAAACGAAUUCUACAAAUAUAACUAUUACUAUACCGCAAAGACCCUCGUCGCCGCGACAAUUUUUCGAAAGACUCUACGGACACUUGGAGACGCGCAGCCCGGAAAGCGGAGACAUCGACGUUGGAACCCACAACCAUAAGCCGCCGCCUUGCGAAACGCCUUAUCAUAGCGACGGCGGCAGCGUUUCCUCGCCGGACAUCUCCAUCAGCGAUGAGCGCACCUCACUCGCUGGCUUUCCCGCCUACGACUUUUAUGGUCCUGCCAAGGAUUACCUCCCACCACAGCCACAUCAGCAGCAGCUCCAUCAGCAGGUGCAGCAGAUGCUCAGCUAUGUGAGUCCGCCGCCUGUGAUUAGUGGGGGAAUGGCGAAUACUGUACUGCCGCCUGGAUUUCCCGCCGGGUUUCCAAGUGAUCCGCAUUUCAGCGCUGGAUUUUCCGCUUUCUUGGCUCGCAGACGUCGCAAGGAAGGCAGACAACGUCGCCAAAGAACCACCUUCAGCACAGAACAGACUUUGCGCCUCGAGGUGGAGUUCCACCGAAACGAGUACAUCUCCAGAAGCCGACGCUUCGAGCUGGCCGAGACACUGCACCUGACCGAGACACAAAUCAAAAUAUGGUUCCAGAAUCGUCGGGCCAAGGACAAGCGCAUAGAAAAGGCUCAAAUCGAUCAGCAUUAUAGAAACUUUGUCGUGGCCAAUGGUUUUAUGAGCUCUAUAAUGGGUCAACCGGGCACGGCCAUGCCCUCGCCGGGCGUUGGAGUGGGCGUCGGCCUGGGAUACUACCCUGCGGCAGCGACGCCGGCAGCGCUGCCCAAGGAUAACACGCAGGAUGCUAGUUUCAUCGACAUCGAUGACCAGUACGAGCGACAACACAUGCAACAACAACAACGACGCCGCGCAACGCCUACGAUUAUCAACACAUGCUAG
This is a messenger RNA of Drosophila kikkawai, 1005 nucleotides long. It is a transcript of the gene ro, whose product is annotated as transcription factor rough. Lineage: Eukaryota; Metazoa; Arthropoda; Insecta; Diptera; Drosophilidae. The record is from RefSeq and is a predicted model, not a curated record. Gene Ontology annotation, molecular function: DNA-binding transcription factor activity, RNA polymerase II-specific; RNA polymerase II cis-regulatory region sequence-specific DNA binding. Gene Ontology annotation, cellular component: nucleus. Gene Ontology annotation, biological process: regulation of transcription by RNA polymerase II.